Messenger RNA from Talaromyces amestolkiae, 4035 nucleotides. RefSeq lists its product as uncharacterized. Lineage: Eukaryota; Fungi; Ascomycota; Eurotiomycetes; Eurotiales; Trichocomaceae. Gene Ontology annotation, molecular function: structural constituent of nuclear pore; protein binding. The record is from RefSeq and is a predicted model, not a curated record. Gene Ontology annotation, biological process: transcription-dependent tethering of RNA polymerase II gene DNA at nuclear periphery; poly(A)+ mRNA export from nucleus; protein import into nucleus. Gene Ontology annotation, cellular component: nuclear pore outer ring. The transcript has 3 exons. Bases 1 to 4035 code for a protein of 1344 amino acids.
AUGUUUGCGCCAGGGUCAGGAGGCCAGGCUGCCAGUUCCCUGCGCAGCUCGCGAAGACGCCAGAGAACAAGUCUCGAAGAUUCCGUGAAGCCCCCAGCUGCUAAACGUCAGCGAUCCUCCUUACGACGAGAGCCCAAACAACCUGCAGCCGACAAAAAUGUCACCACCGCCCAAGAGUAUGGCAACAAGCCAAGCGCUGUUACCAGAGACUACGGAGUUGAGACAGGCCCCCAGAAAGAACGGAGUCUUGCAAUUCGAAGCUCAGAGAAGACCAGCAAAGCAACGUCUCAGACUGAUCACGCUGUUGUCCUGUCUUCCAACGAUUACUACACCGUCACACAACUUCCAUCUGGGUCAGAUCAACCUGGAGAGACAAUUUCUGGUCCUACAAGAUGCAUAUUCAAUUCCGAGAGCGGCUUUGCACUUUUGCUAAGCCAGUCACGAGCUUUGGUCUGGCCAUACCACACUAACGUGCCUUCACCAGGCGGUGGUGGGCUUCUGUCGGUAUCGUUGUCGGAGUGGUGUACCAACGAUGGGGAAGCCCUGAUGGGAACACUAAUAUCAAACGCUACCUGUACAGUGCCAGGACUCUUCAUCAUAGUACCCGCUACCGGUAAAAUGAUAUACUGGGAAACUGCCUCAAAUGCGACGUUCAUGGGUAUUGCCAAACAAAAACAGAGCGGUCUUCAGGGAUCAAUUACCGGCCUAUUCUAUGGUGAGAAAGUUACCGAUGUUAUAAAUGCCGAGCCAGCUGGGGUUAUUACAACGUUUUCUAGUGGGAGGGUCGCGCAAAUCACAUUCCGAGACCCCCAAGGGAAACCCGCUUUGUCUGUGAAUUUUUUCCAGAGUACAGCCAAACUUGGGGCGGGGGGACUUUUCUUUGGUAUCCGAAGCGUUUUGGGAAGCUCGGCGUGGCGCAAAGAUAUCGCUGCAGUCAAGGCUGGGAACUCAUUGUUUCGAGGCCAACGAGAUAUUAUUGUUCUUUCCACAUCCGGCCUGCUUGAGAUCUGGGACUCUCACUGGAAUGGCGUCAAUAAAAUCCGCGCUGAGGUCGAUUUGCAAAAAGAAAUAUGCUCGUACUUGGGCUUUGAAUCUAACGGGAAACCUGAAAACUGCCUCAAAGUACACGAUUUCGUGGCUACUUACAGAGAGGCCAAGUCACCUUCCAAUUCUGAGGAACAGCAUAAUGAAACGUCUCUGUUUAUUCUGAUCGAUAUAUCUCGCAAUACGCCUGCGAAGAGUCUCGCUGUUAUCAAGGCACGGAUACAAAAUGACAACUUUGAAGUCCUCUCUUUGAACACUCUGGAGAAUAUGACACUCGCUCAAGGCUUUGAGAAACAGAGACCCAGGCUACACGUAGUGGAGCCUUGGGAAACAGCUUUCAUUCUCAUGGGACGGAAAUUGUUCAUCAUGUCACUCCAGGAGAUAGAGGCAUCCCCUUCUGCUCAACUUCUGAAUGGCAUUGUCCCGAAACCUUUUCAAGAUCGGCUUCAGUUCCAGGAAGGUGACAAGUACGAGAUACUUGGAAUUGGGUCCGAGGAAACGUCUUCAGAAACACAAACCCCUGGGUGUAACGUUAUGAUUCGUGGCUUUGGCCUAAUUGGUAUUUCUGCUACAUCACCAGGAUCGGAUACUACCGAGUAUGUCCGCGUUACCGCUAAGCAGAAACUUGAGCAAGCUGUGUUCUUUGGAACAAUGUCGAAUACCCCGCUUAGUUUUAGCAGUGACGGCGAACCGGCAUUUGCACUUGAGGAGUACGAGCAGGCGGCAUUAGAAAUCUGUAAUGAUAUUCUUCGUUCCACUUCCCAAUAUAUUCCUCGUGCAGGGAUAUCACUAGACCAAACUUUGCGCCGACGAUCAAAAGCCUUGGGUGAUCUGGCGACCGAACUAAUCCGUCGAAGACUACCGUUGUCGAAAACUGUACGGUGGGAGUUGAUGUGGGCUGGCGAAAAGCUAGCCGCUCAACGGUCUAUGUGGAAUUUGGAGGAAAAUUUUCGAGAACGAUGGGCUUCUGAGACCUUUCUCUCUCGGGUUAUAAGCCUGAUGACCGACAAAUACAAGACUGAGUACGUGCCUUCUCAUAAUGACAAGCAAAAUGAUCAUGUGCGCCAGUGGUUCGACUGCGAUACAUUUCAGAUGCAACACAUUAUUCCAUGGAUAUUCAAUGCGAUCCGUGGAUUAAAAGGACCAUCUGCUCGCUCCAGUCCCGAGUUUCUCUCCCAAGUAUACCAAGCUAGCGAGUUGUCACUCACGGUUCUCGAGGGGGCCUACAAAUUCAGAGAAGACCAUGCGCUGCAAUACGGUUUUGCCGAGGAGGACUUUGAUAAUGGGGUGUUGCUAGGAUCGUAUUCUGAUAUACCUGAAUUCUGGACGUCGGAAAACAUGGUGUACAAUGAAACCCUUCAUAUGUUAGAUUUCGAACUUGAAAGUUCAAGAUGGGUUCACCAAUCAGUAUCUGAUACGUCUGCAGAAGAUCAUGACAUGAUAGCGAGUAUUGGGGAAAAUAGUUGCCGCAGGCUUCGCGUUCUCAAUAUGAUGCUCACCGAGAGGGUUCGCUGGCUAAAUGCGCAGAAUGACCCAAAGUUUGCAGAUGAAGCCAUCGCACUGAAAGAUUCAAGUGUCAAACAACGAAAGUGGCAACUAUACAAGAUGGGUGGAAUCGGUCAGCUUCAAGGGGCAAUUGACCUGGCAGAGGAGUUCCGUGAUCUAGAAGCACUGGUCGAACUCAUGGUAGAGCUCCAGUACCUGGUCAGAAACAAAAGUAGCCCGGUAGAAACAUCAAUCACUAUUAACUCAUCGGGUGUGCGUGAUGAAUCCGGGUACAAACAAAAGAUCGCGAGUUAUUUCGAUCACUUUGGCGAGCCAUUCGCGGACGCCUUCUUCUCGCGGUAUAUCGGCAUUCACCAACCUGGUGUUUUGUUGACAAUGAAGGAUUUUCAGAACCAUCUCACCAGAUUCUUGAGAAAGAGACCUUCAUAUGCCCCAUUGUCUUGGAUCAAUGACAUCGUUGGAGAGGGCGACUAUCAAACAGCAUCAUCUGCUCUCGAACAGCUUGCCCUUGAUCAUGAUGAUAAUUUAUGGGAUCAGCGGGUUCAACUCUCUUUAGCAAAGUUGACGAGACUGGCCUCUUUGGAAGAGAGCAAUGUGAGCGACGAUGCAACGCCUACCAAGCUACAGGAGCUUGAUGACAAAUUAGAAAUAGGCAAUUUACAAGAGCGUCUAUAUGAACAUGUGUUGCCGGCUUUACAUAGUGCAAUCGAUGAAAAGGCGGAGGUGGAACUAGCAAUGGAUCAAUUUGGAGGCCGCGUCACCGAUCAGCCUGCACUCAAGGAUCUUCUUGAGGAGUUACUGACACGAUUGAUACGCCGACAACCCCUUGAUGCCGAACAACUCAUCAAUAUCUUAACGUUGAUUGACGACGUGCGUUUCUUAGAAGGAGACGAGAGCUCAGUCUCUGGGCGCGAAUUUUACAAUGCUCUUCGAGUACUCCGCCUAAGUGGUUACGCAUCAAGCGAUCCUGUUAAAUACGAUUUCUUAGAGAGGUUGAUCUGGAGGAGAUGCUUCAUACGAGACGAUUGGCACAGCAUUUCAAAAACCGAAUUUCGCUCAGACGAUAAGAAUAGAUCUCUAUUUCUGAACACAACGCUCGCAAGGACCUUGCUUGCUUGUGUUGAGGAUGGUAAGUUAGGCUUGUCGCAAUCUUACACCAUUUCUCAACCAAAAGCUUACAAGACGACAGAAACUGAAGAGAAUCGAGGUCGAGGAGAGCUAUACCCCGUUCCGAAUAUAUCCGACGUUCUGAGUCUUGGGUCCUUAGAGCUUAUUAGAAGUCGCUUCCGACCUGAGCAGUGGCCUCAUAUUGAGCGUGACCUUCGAACUGAAGUCGAUUCAUUGGAGCGCCUCCUGGAAGGUACAAACCUGAAAGAGUGGCUUUCAGGUCUUUUGUUGCAUGCUGAGGAAGAGUUUGGGGGGACUAACGUGAAGGGGGAAAGGUUGGUACCGGAGUCAACAAAGGCAAAGUUUAGCUGGGUGUAG